GGCGCCAACAACUUAAACUCACAGCAUAAAAAGUUUAAAUUUUUAAAACUGUAACAUAAAUGGUCGUUUUUUUUAUUACCACACACGUGUUUAUCUGUGAAAUGCUGAUGCUAAAUGAUAGGCUUGAGAUGAGAUGAGCAAUUAGCGUUCAACUGUAACCAUGCCAUUAAAAUUAAACCGUUAUGCUGAAACAGUAAUACGACAUAAUAGCUCUGUGAUCUGCAAUUCGUUCAUGACUUUAAAUCCACUGACGUGAAAACUGAAGCCACAUUUAAGAUAGACAAAUUAUGCAAUUUAUGUGAGUUGGGCUACUGGAUCUCCUAGCUACAGUAUGACAGCUCGGGCAUUAUGAAGGAAUUCAACGGAACAUCUGCCUCAGAAACGAAUGACUAUGGUCUAUUAAAUAGAAACGUUGUGUUUGUUUAUCUUUAAAUAAUGGGUCUGUACGUGUCGAUAUUCCAGGGAAAAAAAGUUUUUAAAUAGGCCUCGUCUAAAUUCUCUUGUGAACGCGGGAAUUCCGAGCACGCCCACUGUAACAGCUGCAGUCCGUGAAGUUGAAGUGAAGGGAAGAGAGUCUCGAGCCUCUGCCCAGCGCCUAAGGGCUCGAAAAAUGUGAAAUCAUCUAAGUGUAAGACAGUGUAAGACUGGUCUCGAUUAAAACUUGCUAUCCUACACAUUGGUGAGAUAGGGUAGUAGGCUUAACUAUGCUAACAGACCGCCGGGGUCAGACUAUUGAUGAACGUAGCUAUGCCGCACGGACGUGGGCCGUUAAGGGGACUAUUGUUUGCUACUUCCAGAAUUCUCGGAUUCUCCCAUCUGGUUUGAAUCGUCAUCUCCGAAAUUGUGAAAUUGGACACCUGAAUCACUUUUCUUUCCCCUUUCGCCUCUCUCUCCUCCCCUUCCUCUCAGCGCGGCUGUUUUCUGUUUAGUGUUUACUGCGUCUUGACUUUGGGAUUUUCAUAACAAUUCAAGCCAUCUGAAUGCAAACGGGAAUCGAGCCAAGAACGCCAGUCAGGCAGGUGGGAGACGCAACGGGCUGUCACCGCUGGAUCAAACUUUGCCAAUCCUACAUUCAAAGUCAGUGCUCGCUGAAAAAGUAAUACAGGGUGAAAUGGGAAGGGGUGGGGAGAAAACGGAGGGAGGGGAUGUGAGGAGAAAAGGCGAGGCAAAUGUUUUUCUAAGUUAAGGCUAAAAAUAUAUAAACGAAGAUAAAGGCGAUAAGAUCUCUUGUCAGUGCAUAUAUCAGCGCGAUUAAGGAUUGCGCGUUUCGCCAGCGGAAGAGUCGCGAGCAGCCCGGAGUGCGCUGCGAACAAACUUUCGAGUGGCCCCGCCCUCUCCACUGCGUCACCCUGGAGUAGAAGAUGGAGGAGGAGAAAGGGAGAGAGAGCGAGAGAGAGGAGGAGAAGGAGCGCGAGAGCGAGAGGGAAGAGGAGAAGGAGACCGACGAGACUGAGGAUUUUGCUCAGGCAGCAGAAGGGGCAGUCCUCUCGUGCCAAGAGGGGACCUCAAAGGAUGACUCUGACUUACCCAUAAUGCACUGGGAGGCUCUAAGCCUGCGCAUUGCUGAGCUGGAGAGACAGGAGGAGGAGAGGAAGGAAAGGUUAAAGAGCUCUGCAGAGGUGGAGCGAGAGAAUGUGUCAGUGGGUUGGAUGGAAGAGAGGGAUGGAGGGAGCUGGUGGGAGGAUGUGGAGGCGGACAGAAGCCGGAGGAUCACAGCGAUCACUUCACGGUUCCACAACCAGAAGAACCUGCAGCUCUGCUUCAUCAAUGACAGUGACAGCGAGGAUGACGAGGAGGGAGAGCAGGCAGGCGGAGAGACCUCAAGAGAGGCCCGUGGGCGUGGCCAAGCGGAUCAGGCCUCGCCCCCUGUGACACGAGGACUGAAGAUGGAGGUGAGGGCAGCACUGAGCGCACUCAGAGACAAGCUGUGGACUGAGCAGAAACAGGAGCGGUUAGCGUGUGCUGCUACACAGGUGGAGAGGAAGCCGUUGACUCUCAGUGAACUCCAGGCCCUCAGUCUGCAGGAGCUGAGCUCUCUCAGAGCCUCACUCACUCAGGCCAUCCACGACCUGAGCUCUGAGCUGGUGAAUCGACUGCUGACGCGGGACCAGCUGAGGACAGAACAGGAUGCCAUGCUGCUGGAUGUGGAGGACAUGACAUCACUGUGACAUCAUUGUCGUCUCAAAGAUACAAUGUCUGACAUCAUAAGAGACUAAGAUGACCUUGUCUUUCUCAUGUUUCUCAUUUAAUUUCUCUGAGAACGGUUCUGCAUCACAGGCAGCAGUGAAAUCAUAUGGUGACCAGUGAUUUCACACUGUGGUUGGUGACAUCACACUGUGAACAGUGACAUCGCAGAAGCAGAGAGAAUUCACUGUGAAGGACCCUGGACCCUUAAAUGGAUGCACUUUUUUUCUUGGAUUCUGUUUGGGUGGUUAUCGCCAUGGCAACCUGCAUUGAGCAUCUACGCCACGUGUCUCGCAGCGGUUGGGCAGAGAUGUGGGGGGCGGGGACUGUGAGGGACGGAUUUGAUUGGACGGUGAUUCUGCAACUUGUGUUGGUCUACCUGCCUGUCUCAGGCUCUAAUCUGAAUCGGGCUGAUCUCGAUGGGGGGGGCGGGGGGGGGGGCUGUGUCCCUUUCUCACACACGUGGCCGUGGUCUCAGGUUACAGUCAUGGUCGGACGGUCUUAAUGACGGUGGGUAACAGACCCAGGGCCUGCGAGCCACGGAGCCUGGCGGAGCUGAAGGGAUGAGCAGUGUUAAUGUGGGGCAGGGGUCUGGGUGGGGGCCUUUCCUGUAGAGGGACAGGCGCAGGGACACACUGGCCCGGCCCGUCUCAGUCUGGGUAAGAUUUACUCACUUUAUUCACUAAAAUGGACAAUGAUCACAAACGAUAAGUGCCUUUUGUAUCCCUUGCUUUAUGUGCCUUGUUCAUAAACCAUUAUUUUAUAUGA
Anguilla anguilla (European eel) is the source of this 2952-nucleotide messenger RNA. RefSeq names its product schwannomin-interacting protein 1. The coding region runs from base 1362 to 2168 and encodes 268 amino acids. Gene Ontology annotation, biological process: positive regulation of hippo signaling. Gene Ontology annotation, cellular component: plasma membrane; cell junction. The record is from RefSeq and is a predicted model, not a curated record. NCBI's taxonomy places the organism in Eukaryota, Metazoa, Chordata, Actinopteri, Anguilliformes, Anguillidae. The transcript has 7 exons.